Messenger RNA from Drosophila obscura, 1642 nucleotides. RefSeq names its product solute carrier family 25 member 40. The coding region runs from base 169 to 1335 and encodes 388 amino acids. Gene Ontology annotation, biological process: mitochondrial transmembrane transport. The record is from RefSeq and is a predicted model, not a curated record. The transcript has 4 exons. Lineage: Eukaryota; Metazoa; Arthropoda; Insecta; Diptera; Drosophilidae.
GAUGCCGUGUCAUAGGAAUGUAAUAGAAACAAAAACACACAUUUUGUUAAGCUUAUUUAGUUUUUUUUCUCAGCAAUUGGUAAAGCAAUUGGUGACGUCUGAUUUCAUGUAUUAGAAAUAAAGAUUGGACAAAGCGUCAAACAACAAAAGCUAUAUAUCGAGUGAAAGAUGCCGUCGCAGACGGGCCCACGCAGAAAAGGUGAAGUUGAGGUUCCGCUGCAGCAGGAGCCGCAAUACCGCAUCAAGCCCAUGCAGCAUGUCAUAUCCGCACUGAUCGGCGGGCUCAUCACAACAUUUGUGGUGACGCCCUUGGAGGUGGUAAAGACUCGGGUCCAGACCCAGCACGCGAUGCGCCAUCAGCCACCAGCGACUAUCUCCAAGCUGUGCUACGUUUUCCACAAUGGCUUGAUGACGCAUGUCUGCAAGCGGAAUACCGAAUGCUUGCCAAAGCCCGGAAGUGACCUCAACAACAUGCGGCCGAUACGCGGGGCCAUGGAUGUGCUACUUAAAAUAAUGUGCGGCAGCGGCAUAGCCGGGCUCUGGUCUGGCUUGUGUCCCACACUCAUAUCGGCUCUGCCUUCCACAAUUAUCUACUUCCUCACCUACGAGUACCUGAAUAACUCGUUCUCCAAACUCUACUUGGUGUCCCGUCAAAGCAGUCAAACAGUGGAGCCAGGCACUAAGGAAUCGUUGGAUUUGCCUCAGGCGCCGUUGCCGUUGCCCUAUUUUAUUCCAAUGGCUUCAGGCAUGUGCUCGCGCACCGUAGUCGUCACGGCAAUCACGCCCAUUGAGAUGGUCCGCAUCAAGAUGCAAUCGGGCUACAUAACAUACGACGAGUUGUGGCGAAUAAUGCGUACCCUGGUCCGGCAGAACGGCGUGCUAGGCCUCUGGCGCGGUUGGCCACCCACUGUAAUGCGGGACGCGCCCUUUUCUGGCACGUACUGGGCGACGUAUGAGUCAAUAAAACGAAGAUUUGCUGUGACUGAGCCCACAUUCGGGUUCAGCUUUUUUUCAGGUGCAGUGUCUGGAGCGCUGGCUACCUUCGUGACGAUGCCGUUCGAUUUGAUAACGACGCACACGCAGAUUGAGCUGGGCCAUGAUGUGCUCUAUACCGAUUUUUCAGCAGUUAGCAAAACAGAAAAUGCAUGCAACGCCAGACCGUCGGUCUUCUCACGCCUCGCAGACAUCUACAGCCAGCAGGGCGUCCGCGGUCUAUACAUGGGCGUUAUGCCCCGCAUCCUGCGCGUGGUUCCAGCCUGCGCAAUCAUGAUCUCAACGUUUGAGUACACCAAAGCCUUCUUUAUUCACCAAAACCAUAACCUGGAUAUGAAGUAAAAGGGUAGGUGCCUAAGGUGCCUAUAAAUUAACGUUUUUAUUUCAAAUGGUGCGGCUAAAGCACGGUUUUUUGUAUGCUUUUAUUUCAUACAAAAGUAGCAUUAAUUAUAAAAAAUUUUUCACGACGGUGCCUUUGCCUAUGGUCAAAAUGGAAUGCCCGAAAAUUCAAAGUUAAUGGAGCAAGCAUAUUAUGUUAUGUCAAGUUAUGUUAGGUUAUGUUCGUUUAUAUGCACAUGUGUUGUUUAUAAAUGCAUUUACAUACACACAUAUAAAGAUUGCUUAAAUAGAUAUGUAAUUUAACUGCGUA